Acanthoscelides obtectus is the source of this 198-nucleotide messenger RNA. The record is from the annotation of a GenBank genome assembly. Lineage: Eukaryota; Metazoa; Arthropoda; Insecta; Coleoptera; Chrysomelidae.
AUGGCUUCAACGGACGAAGACCCCGCCCAGUCGCUGGUAACAGAAUUGGUGAAGGCCCUGCAGUCCCAAAGGUCGGCAGAACAGGUAGACUUGCCCUAUUUUAGACCCGAAAUAAAUGAAUCCAGUAAAUGGCAACAUCCAACAACCAUAGCCUUUUACAGGAUGGAUAAACAUGAAAAUAUAAACAAAUGCAUGUAG